AAGUCUUCCCAGGGCUGGCGGGGCGAGGACUUCCUCCUGGACUCGCAGCUGCCUCUGCUGGCAUCCUCCUCGGAGCGCCCUCGGCGGCCGGUCUGUCGGGGUGCUUGGACCGAUCAGGGCCGCCAAGUGUGUCCAGAGGAACCCAGUGGUCUGCAGGGCAGCCAUGGUGCUGCUGACCGGGGGUGCACUGUUCUCUGUGGCCGUGGCCGUGGCCGUCUUCCUGCUCCUGGUGGACCUGAUGCACCGGCGCCAGCGCUGGGCUGCUCGCUACCCACCAGGCCCCGUGGCACUGCCUGGCCUGGGCAACCUGCUGCAGGUGGACCUGCACAAUAUACCGUACUCCUUCUAUAAGUUUCGAUGCCGCUUCGGAGACGUGUUCAGCCUGCAGCUGGCCUGGAAUCCAGUGGUCGUGGUCAAUGGGCUGGCGGCUGUGCGUGAGGUGCUGGUGGACCACAGUGAGGACACCGCUGACCGGCCGCCUAUCCCCAUCAGCAAGCAACUGGGCUUCAGUCCACGAUCCCAAGGGGUGGUCAUGGUGACCUACGGACCCACUUGGCGUGAGCAGCGGCGCUUCUCCGUGUCCACCCUGCGCAACUUCGGCUUGGGCAAGAAGUCGCUGGAGCAGUGGGUGACCGAGGAGGCCUCUUGCCUCUGUGCCUCCUUUGCCACUCAGGAUGGACGGCCCUUUAGCCCAAACGCCCUCCUGAACAGAGCAGUGUGCAAUGUGAUCGCCUCCCUCAUCUACGCACGUCGCUUCGAGUACGAUGACCCGCUCUUGGGCAGGAUAUUAGACCUGCUGGAGAAAACUCUGAACGAGAGCCUGGAGUUGAUCCCCCAGGUGCUGAACGCAUUCCCAGUGCUCCUGCGCAUCCCAGGUGCAGCUGGCAAAGCCCUCCCUUUGCAGAAGGCCUUCUUGGCUCUGAUAGAUGAGCUGGUGACUGAGCACAGGGAAACCCUGGACCUGAGCCAGCCACCCCGAGACCUGACUGAUGCCUUCCUGGGCGAGGUGGAGAAGGCCAAGGGAAACCUCAAGAGCAGCUUCAAUGAUGAGAACCUGCGCCUGGUUGUGGCUGACCUGUUCACGGCAGGGACGGUGACCACGUCGACUACGCUGGCCUGGGCCCUGCUGCUCAUGAUCCUGCACCCGGAUGUGCAGCGCCGUGUCCAGCAGGAGAUCGAUGAAGUGAUCGGCCAGGGGCGGCGCCCAGAGAUGGGGGACCAGGCCCGCAUGCCCUUCACCAACGCCGUGAUUCACGAGGUGCAGCGCUUUGCGGACAUCCUCCCAAUCAACUUACCCCACAUGACAUGCCGUGACACCGAGGUGCAGGGCUUCCUCAUCCCCAAGGGGACCGGGUUAAUCCUCAACCUGUCAUCUGUGCUGAAAGAUGAGACCGUCUGGGAGAAGCCCUUCCACUUCUACCCGGAACACUUCCUGGACGCCGAGGGCCGCUUUGUGAAGCACGAGGCCUUCAUGCCGUUCUCAGCAGGCCCCCGCACAUGCCUCGGGGAGCCGCUGGCCCGCAUGGAGCUCUUCCUCUUCUUCACCUGCCUGCUGCAGCACUUCAGCUUCUCGGUGCCUGAAGGGCAGCCCCGGCCCAGCGACUAUGGUGUUUUUGCUUUCCUGAAUGUCCCAUCCCUCUACCAGCUCUGCGCUGUGUCCCGCUAGAGGAGGCACAAAACCCUGAGCUUUGCUUCAGUUGGGGACCUGAUGUGAAAUAAAAUCAUUUGUGUGGCUGCAA
Molecule: messenger RNA, 1739 nt
Organism: Chinchilla lanigera (long-tailed chinchilla)
Lineage: Eukaryota; Metazoa; Chordata; Mammalia; Rodentia; Chinchillidae
Product: cytochrome P450 2D17-like
Exons: 10
Coding region: 164-1666 (500 amino acids)
Biological process (GO): arachidonate metabolic process; xenobiotic metabolic process
Cellular component (GO): cytoplasm; intracellular membrane-bounded organelle
Molecular function (GO): iron ion binding; heme binding; oxidoreductase activity, acting on paired donors, with incorporation or reduction of molecular oxygen, reduced flavin or flavoprotein as one donor, and incorporation of one atom of oxygen
Source: RefSeq, a predicted model, not a curated record